AUUGAUAACUACGGCGUACUAUGCCCGUAACCAAAGACUAUUCUUUGCUGUAACCUAGGAGGCGCUAUCAUCUUUAAGUUUUAAAUACAUCAACAAGCCGCAACACCUGUGAUUACACAUGUUUAAAGGGACAUCUGUUAGGUUCCACAAUGUAUCUCUUAAAGAUAAAGGAAAUGUUGUAAGCUGUGUUUAUAAGCAGUGGUCCGUGUACAUUCUCUGAAAUGGAACGCAGUCACCAUGAAUGUUAGGUUGCUGGUCCUCGCAACGGCGAUAGUGCUUUGCAGCGCUGAACCACGAAAAUACGAUGGAUAUAAGCUACUUCGCAUCACCCCGACAAAUGAAAAUGAGAUCCAAAUGCUAACAAAACUGAAAUCAGUUAUUCAAGAUAAGGUAGAUUUCUGGAAAGACAUCCGCGCGACAGGAUCACCCGUGGACAUCAUGGUUCCUCCGCAAAUGGUAGCAACCGUGUUGGCCAUCACUAAAGAGUACAACUUGAUCGUUGAUAUCGUUAUAGAGGAUAUCCAGCCCCUCAUUGACGACCAGAUGCGUCACAGUCGUGAGAUGAGUGCUAAAGGAAUUAUUAUUCAGCUCGGUUCUGGAAGAAAUAAACCGAUUGUUUGGCUUGAGGGCGGCAUUCAUUCACGCGAAUGGGUUUCCCCAGCAACAAUGAUCUACAUGACCCAUGAGCUGGUUUCCAAUUACAAAAAAGACACCGAUAUCACCUCCAUGAUGGACUCAUUAGAUUUCUACAUUAUUCCGGUCUUCAAUGUUGAUGGAUAUCAUUACACAUGGAACGGCGAUCGUAUGUGGCGUAAAACACGUUCUCCCAACUCGGGUUCAUCCUGUGUAGGAACCGAUCCCAACCGUAACUGGGACUGGCAUUGGAGUGAGCCCGGUGCUAGCCGUUUCCCAUGCAACGAUGCAUAUUACGGAUCAAGUGCCUUCUCUGAGAUCGAAGUCAAGAGCGUCACCGAUUACAUGGCCAGCUUGAAGGACAUCCGUGUCUUCAUUGACUUCCAUGCCUAUUCUCAGAUGUGGAUGUCGACAUGGUCUUACACCAAGGACCUACCAAUAAGCAGUGACUACAAUGACCAGAUAAAUCUGCAAUCGAAGGCAGUUGAAGCUCUGACGGCCGUUUAUGGCACCAAGUAUACGCAUGGAACUGUUGCUAACACAAUCUAUGAAGCAUCUGGUUCCAGCAUAGACUGGGCGUACGGUAAACUCGGUAUCAAAUAUUCCUACGCCGUCGAGCUUCGUGAUACUGGCCUAUACGGAUUUACCCUUCCCGACAGAUAUAUCGAACCAACUGCCAUUGAAACGUUUGAAGCAGUCAAAGUGAUCGCUAAACAUGUUAUGUAGACCAUCCUUUUAGACUAGGGAAAUAUUCACACAAAUCUGAAAUCAAUCAGUGCGAUUUUUAUCUGAAUGAAAUUACAUCUCUCUAUGAAAAUAACAUACUCAAGUGAUAAAUGAAGAUUUAGGGUAGGCCUAUAUACUUAUAUAUAUAUAUAUUAUAUAUAUAUUGAUAUAUAUAUAUAUUAUUUAUAUUAAGGAAUAACAACAAGUUAAAUACAGUAAAUAUAAUAUUACAUGUG
Molecule: messenger RNA, 1595 nt
Organism: Anneissia japonica
Lineage: Eukaryota; Metazoa; Echinodermata; Crinoidea; Comatulida; Comatulidae
Product: carboxypeptidase B-like
Exons: 9
Coding region: 238-1359 (373 amino acids)
Biological process (GO): proteolysis
Molecular function (GO): zinc ion binding; metallocarboxypeptidase activity
Source: RefSeq, a predicted model, not a curated record